AUGGCUUUAAGCGUCUGCUCUAUCGGUCUGGACGACACGGUUUGUAUUGGGGAUACCGAUUACAAGCGCUUGGUAUCAUUCACGCAAGCUGAUUAA
Sclerotinia sclerotiorum 1980 UF-70 is the source of this 96-nucleotide messenger RNA. RefSeq lists its product with no specific name. Bases 1 to 96 code for a protein of 31 amino acids. Lineage: Eukaryota; Fungi; Ascomycota; Leotiomycetes; Helotiales; Sclerotiniaceae. The transcript has a single exon. The record is from RefSeq and is a predicted model, not a curated record.